CGAAUGUGAUUGGUUCUUACUUUUAGAACCAACGAAUCAACGUCAAGUGUUGACAAGACGAUAACUGAGCGCUUUCUCUGCUGAACGCGGCCAAUUAACACAUCUAAGGAAUCAGCUGUCUAAUAGUAAUACAUAUGGCAGCAACUGUCAAGAAUCGUAGUAUGUUGAAUGAUGUACCGAAAAGAUUAUCAAGAAGUUCUGAAAGUACAGAGGCCGAUGUACGCGAAGAUGAGGAACAAACCACUAAAUUUCAAGAGAUUAUUGACUUACUCAUUGCAGCAGGUUAUUUUAGAGCACGGAUAAAAGGUUUAUCAAAUUUUGAUAAGGUUAUCGGUGGAAUGACUUGGUGUAUCAAAUCAUGCAACUUUGAUGUAGAUGUGGAUUUACUUUUCCAAGAGAAUCUUACCAUCGGUCAAAAAAUUUCCUUAACAGAGAAAAUUGUAGCCAUGCUUCCUAAAAUGAACUGUCCAUACCGAAUAGAGCCACAUCAAAUACAAGGUUUAGAUUGUAUUCAUAUAUUCCCAGUUAUUCAAUGGUUAGUGAAACGUUCUAUGGAAAUGCGGCAAGAAAUGGCAGGUUUUGUGAGAAGUUUUGCAUUGAAUCAAUUUAAUAAGAAGCAUUCGUUUAGCGAGCAUGUCGAAAAUGGAGCGACAACUAACAAAACUGUUAUUAAAAAUUUACAUUUGAUCAAGAAAGCCUAUGAACCACGACGUUUAUUCAAACAAAAAGAAGGUUUUAUCAAAGAUGAAUCAAGCAGAUUUAUUGGAACAGUACUGGAAUAUGAAGCACCCUUUGAUGCUAUUAAAACUACAUCAGUAUUGACAAAAUCUAAAAGCAACAAUUCAAAACACGAAUUGAAUAAUGAUAAAAAUGGAAAAAACACUACUGAACAUAUUACUGCUGCUUUAGCCAUCAUAGAAGAAAAUUCGGUAUGUAGAAUUAAAAAAAUAUAUAAUAGAAGUUUUAAGCUUGUUUUAAAUAACAAUUUCUUUUGGAUAAAUUUUAAUAUGAAGAAAUUUUUAGGUUAAAAACUUUUUACUAACAAUAAAUGCACAA
Formica exsecta is the source of this 1056-nucleotide messenger RNA. RefSeq names its product coiled-coil domain-containing protein 93-like. The record is from RefSeq and is a predicted model, not a curated record. The coding region runs from base 135 to 1028 and encodes 297 amino acids. The transcript has 6 exons. Lineage: Eukaryota; Metazoa; Arthropoda; Insecta; Hymenoptera; Formicidae. Gene Ontology annotation, biological process: Golgi to plasma membrane transport.